UUCACUGCUGUUCAGUGAAGAACAAGUAGACAACUGUGUUUGCGUCUGAUACUAAUUAUUAGAAAUCGAUAAAAAGUGUCCCGUGAAAAGAAUCAUUAUUGUGCUGAUCCCAAUCAAAAACAUGUGAAUUUGCUUGUAGUCUAUCAAGCUAAGCUACAUAAAAUGGUGGUAAUUGGAGGAACUUGAAUCGAGGAUCGCACUGUUUUGCUUUCUAGGGAGGUAGUUAGCUGCAUUUGGCAAACCUGUGAAGCUUCCAGUAUAAUACAUUUAUGUAACUCUGGGCCAUCAUUUCAACGUCACCGGAGAGUGAACACUGGAUGCAAUACAGGAAUCGUAUUGAAAUUUUCGAGGCACAGUGAAACUCUCAUCUGUUCGGAGUCAGCAGAAUACAGUGCGAAUAAAAAUAACAUGGGGAACAACGCUACAUCCACAAAUAAAAAAGUUGAUGCUGCGGAGAGCGUAAAGGAAUUUUUAGAUCAAGCAAAAGAAGAUUUUGAGGAGAAAUGGAAACGGAAUCCUACCAAUACUGCUGCCCUGGAUGAUUUCGAGCGUAUUAAAACGCUCGGAACUGGUUCUUUCGGAAGGGUCAUGAUAGUACAACACAAGUCAACCAAAGAUUACUAUGCUAUGAAAAUACUGGAUAAGCAAAAGGUAGUCAAGCUCAAACAGGUUGAGCAUACCCUAAACGAAAAAAGGAUUCUACAAGCAAUUUCCUUCCCAUUUUUGGUUAGCUUGAAAUUUCAUUUCAAAGACAAUUCAAAUUUGUACAUGGUUCUGGAGUAUGUUCCUGGUGGAGAAAUGUUCUCUCACUUACGUAAGGUGGGAAGAUUUUCGGAACCCCAUUCACGUUUCUACGCUGCGCAAAUAGUUCUCGCUUUCGAGUACUUACAUUAUCUAGAUUUGAUAUACCGUGACUUGAAGCCCGAAAACCUGUUGAUCGAUUCGCAAGGCUAUCUCAAAGUAACGGACUUUGGAUUCGCAAAACGCGUGAAAGGAAGAACUUGGACUCUUUGUGGAACUCCCGAAUAUUUGGCUCCGGAAAUCAUUUUAAGCAAAGGUUACAACAAGGCCGUCGACUGGUGGGCACUAGGCGUUUUGGUAUAUGAAAUGGCAGCUGGCUAUCCCCCAUUUUUUGCUGAUCAACCUAUACAAAUCUACGAGAAAAUCGUGUCUGGAAAAGUUAGAUUUCCGUCACACUUUGGCUCCGAGUUGAAGGAUCUUUUAAGAAACUUGCUUCAGGUGGACUUGACCAAACGCUAUGGUAACUUGAAAGCAGGUGUAAACGAUAUUAAAGGCCACAGAUGGUUUGCUUCCACUGAUUGGAUUGCUGUGUUCCAAAAGAAAAUCGAAGCUCCAUUCAUACCACGCUGUAAGGGACCUGGAGACACAAGCAACUUUGAUGACUACGAAGAAGAAGCAUUAAGGAUCUCAAGCACCGAAAAGUGUGCGAAGGAGUUUGCCGAAUUCUAAGAUACGAGAAAACAGAGUUUAAUAUACUGCAAUCAUCAAAAACUAGAAUUUUAUAGAAUAAUUUGUACGUCACAAAACUCUCAACAUAAGGCAAAUAGUAAUGACCAAUCAGACCAAACCACUAUCAUCGCAAAGCUGAUUGCAUCCAGUACAAAAUCGAUGUGUCAUUAGUAUUGUAAUGAAAUUAAAAUCGUCUAUACGCUGCUGUUACCACAAUCAUAUGAUCAUCCCGAAUGUACUGGAUACACGCUGGAAAAGAAAAUCGGAUGUCAACUCGGCACGACUCCUGAUAACAGUGGCUUCUCAAGCUUUUUAUAAUGGAGAGUUUAGGUAUCUACAACAUAACACUAACUCGAUUAUCAUGUCGGAUUACAUAACACAGAAUACAACAGAAAACAUGUUAUAACAUUACAUAAUUAUGAUAAGUAACGUUGCAUGAUUCUUCAACAGCAGUAUAAUAAACAAAUAUGAAGCAAACAAUAGUUCUAUAGACAAAAAAGUUUAAAUUAAUGGAUUUUAUAUACAUUACUAUAAAUAGCAAUGUAGGCUUCCUUAUUUUAUUUAUUGUAUAAAACAUUGAGAGCGUUGUCGGGUCAGUGAAGAGUUUGAUUCGAAUAGUACUAUGUGCUGUUCUGUUAAUAAUUAUUGUUAGUUGUAUAUACUUUCCUUACAAUAAAUCUCUGCUGAUAACAAAA
This is a messenger RNA of Armigeres subalbatus, 2165 nucleotides long. It is a transcript of the gene Pka-C1, whose product is annotated as cAMP-dependent protein kinase catalytic subunit 1. The record is from RefSeq and is a predicted model, not a curated record. The transcript has 3 exons. Gene Ontology annotation, biological process: protein phosphorylation. Gene Ontology annotation, cellular component: nucleus. NCBI's taxonomy places the organism in Eukaryota, Metazoa, Arthropoda, Insecta, Diptera, Culicidae. Gene Ontology annotation, molecular function: protein serine/threonine kinase activity; ATP binding. Bases 409 to 1470 code for a protein of 353 amino acids.